Aspergillus puulaauensis is the source of this 2394-nucleotide messenger RNA. RefSeq names its product AFI1/MesA family protein. The transcript has 3 exons. Bases 1 to 2394 code for a protein of 797 amino acids. The record is from RefSeq and is a predicted model, not a curated record. NCBI's taxonomy places the organism in Eukaryota, Fungi, Ascomycota, Eurotiomycetes, Eurotiales, Aspergillaceae. Gene Ontology annotation, biological process: actin cortical patch localization. Gene Ontology annotation, cellular component: plasma membrane.
AUGAACGUUACACUGCCUAUGCGGACUUCAGAUGGGACGGGGAACUCGUCCUCUAGCCCUCCAAAGUCAAAUGGACUUCCUCGCCUAUCACCCUCCCCAUCAUUUGUCCAGAAACACUCCCCCAGAAGCUCCGAUGCAUCAAAUAUCCGCCGCCUUGACCAGCAGACUGCUGGGCCGGUUUCAAAGCCACGCCGAUGUAAAUCGCAAUACCCCCGUGAUUCACCCGAGCGCCACGUGGAAUUCAUCCUCGUUGCGUCCUUCCACAUUGAUCGGGGUCCAAUUAUGGAACACCAGUAUCCGGGACCCAUUAGCAGCGAUGAAGGCAUGUUGGCAGAGCUGAUGCUGCCGGAUCAGACACACGUUCGGAGCCAGGAUUGGACUAUAUUCUUCUUGCACAAAGACACAAGCACAGAGGCGGAUGAAGAGGACCCAGCGUCGGGAAAGAAAAAGAAGAGGAAAGGGAAGAAGACACAGACAUCCUCGGGCGACAACGAAGAAGACAGUCCUGAUUUGGACGAUGAUUCUGGGGAGGACACGGAGGAAGACGAAAGCAGUGAUGAAGAAGACGGCGGCGAAGGGCCCCCUUUGAUGUAUGUGCUCAACCUGGUCAACACGAAACAGGACAACACUGUCAAGCGAGGUGCCGUAGUCAAGGCGAUGGCCAUUUGUACACGGCAUUCUUUCCUUCACAUAUAUAAACCUAUUUUACUUUUAGCCCUGGAGGACUACUUUAAAUCACCAUACCCGGAAACCCUUGAAACGCUUUACAAUGCCGUGAACGCCAUGGACUUGUCUCCGAUGCCAAAGUUGAACCUGCUCGAACGCCAGAUAUUGCAAGCCAGCAAUUGCAAGGAUAUGUUCAUCGAAAAGUUUGAACAGAUGAUUCAUCAGCGAGCAAUUGAGGAUGGGGAACUACACGAAAUCGACGAAGACAACCCACCGUCACCAAAAAGGGGCCCUGCACCGCGCUACAUAGUCCCUCGAGAUACCCAUGAAUUUGAGUCUAAAAUCAUUUAUCACGACAUUCCUAUUCCAGUGAAAGUGCCGACGGUUAUCUGGCCUGAGAUUGUAGGCGAUUUUUCGCUUGUCAAGCUCAUCCAAGUCUUUUCCGCACCUCAUGCCGCAUCACCACAGUCUUUCGCUCUCCAUCCUCAUUUAACCACAAGUGGUGCCUACACCCAUCCGAUCAUCAUUCUCGUUAACGCAAUGUUGACACAGAAACGGGUUGUCUUUCUUGGCCACAACCGACCAUCUGGGGAGGUUGCAGAAGCAGUACUAGCUGCAUGUGCGUUGGUAUCUGGUGGGAUUUUACGUGGUUUCACCCGUCAUGCGUUUCCCUACACGGAUUUGACGAAAAUCGACGACCUCCUGCGGGUGCCGGGAUUCAUUGCAGGGGUCACAAAUCCAGCGUUCGCCAAUCAUCCAGAAUGGUGGGAUGUACUCUGCGACCUGCCUACAGGCCGGAUUAAAAUCAGUAAUCACAUUGAACCGGCACCAGUUACCGACGGCUUACUGUAUUUCCAGCAGCAGGGCCCGGUGAACAUGGGAGGCCCAAAUGCCGAUCCCAGCGGAGAUAAUCUGUUCAUGGAAGAUGUCCUGCGCAGUAUCGCAAACCGAUACGGCGAGAACGCGAUCAGGGCCAAAUGGCGCGCCUACAUCACGAAAUUCACACGGGUUUCAGCCGCAUUCGAGGAGAUAGUUUACGGAGCGUCAAACUUGUACAUUAUCGGACCCAACGAGGAGCUUUCUCCUGAGAGCCCCAGCGGCCUGCAAUCAGAUCCAGGCGAUCCAACAACGCUGCGCGGCCACGGUUAUGUCUGGGCAGACGAAGCCUCCAAACAACGCGAACUGAUGGCGUCUGUCUCUCGUAUCGAAGGCUGGCGAACUACUAGAUCCUAUUACUCUUUCAUUCAAGACAUUGCAGCAAUGUACUAUCCCGCUCGCCCCAUCCAGAAACCCGACCUCUACCAUCACCAUGACCGCCUCCGGAUGCUGAAACUGCCCUCCUUCGACGCCGGCAACAUCUAUCUCGCUCUUGCGCAUUCGAUCAAAGACUACGCCGGCAUCUGCCAGCUUCUAACGGUCACCCCCGAGAGCCAGGCAGGCCUGUUCUAUAUCUCCAUGGGUCUUCUCCACCCAGACCAGAACGUCCGCGAGGCAACAGCGGACCUUCUUGAGCGCAUCGCUCUCCACCCCGCAGGGCGACACUUCUGGGCACAGCUCAACCGGUUCGCAAAAUCCGCUUACUUUCGCAUUAAGCGCGAGAGAGAGGCAGCCGCGAACGCGAGCGUGUCGCCAGUACUAAACAAAUCGCCAAGCGACAGCUUUGGUCCACCGCAGAGCUUGGUUGGGGUUGCAAUGGGUGCUGGUGUGCCUUCUCAUGGAAGUCAAUAA